Paramisgurnus dabryanus is the source of this 2345-nucleotide messenger RNA. RefSeq lists its product as uncharacterized. Lineage: Eukaryota; Metazoa; Chordata; Actinopteri; Cypriniformes; Cobitidae. Gene Ontology annotation, cellular component: nucleoplasm. Gene Ontology annotation, biological process: regulation of immune system process; negative regulation of transcription by RNA polymerase II; regulation of cytokine production. The record is from RefSeq and is a predicted model, not a curated record. Gene Ontology annotation, molecular function: DNA-binding transcription repressor activity, RNA polymerase II-specific; RNA polymerase II cis-regulatory region sequence-specific DNA binding.
UGAUGGAAGUGAAAGAGGAGAGUCAAGCUGAAGUGGAUGAGAAACAUCAGAUUGUAAAAAUAAACCAUAAUGUUUCACAGAAAGAAACUCUGAAGAAAGAAGACAUAAAGUGUGAAAAUAGUUUCAGUGAAGAUGAACGCCCUGCAGAUCACAAGAGGACUCACAGUGAAGAGAAACCUUUUGAAUGUCAACAGUGUGGAAAGAGUUUCACUUUUCAAUCGAACCUUAGCCGGCACAAGAAAGGUCAUAGUGGGGAAAAGCCACACGCGUGCCAGCAUUGUGAAAAGAGUUUCCCAGAUAGAAGUCAACUUAAGAUGCACAUGAGGUCUCACACAGGAGAGAAACCUUACACUUGUCAACAGUGUGGAAAGAGUUUCACCCUUAAAUCGAGCCUUAGCCGGCACAUGAAAGCUCACAGUGGGGAAAAGCCACACGCCUGCCAGCAUUGUGAAAAGAGUUUCCCAGAUAGAAGUCAACUUAAGAUGCACAUGAGGUCUCAUACUGGAGAGAAACCACACGCAUGUCUUCAGUGUGAAAAGAGUUUCAGAGAUAAACGUGGACUUAAGGCUCACAUGAGAAGUCACACUGGAGAGAAACCUUACAUAUGCUCUCAGUGUGGAAAGAGUUUUUCAAUCAAACAGACUCUUAAGACACACAUGAAAGUUCACACUGAAGGAAAACCGUUCACUUGUCAUCACUGUGGAAAGGGUUUCAGAAGAAAAGCUCAACUUAACAUACAUUUGAGGAUUCACACUGGAGAGAAACCAUACGUGUGUCAACAGUGUGGAAGGAGUUUCACAGUUGAAUGUACCCUUAAGAUACACAUGAAAACUCACAGUGGGGAAAUGCCACACGCGUGCCAUCAUUGUGAAAAAAGUUUCCCAUAUAAAAAUCAACUUGAGAGACACAUGAGGUCUCACACUGGAGAGAAACCACAUGUGUGCCGUCAGUGUGGAAAGAGUUUUACAACUGUAAGUGUCCUUAAAAGACAUUUGAGAAUUCACACUGGAGAGAAACCUUACACGUGUCAGCAGUGUGGAAAGAGUUUCACCUUUCAAACGAACCUUAACUGCCACAUGAAAACCCACGUUGAGGAAAAGCCACACGCGUGCCAUCACUGUGACAAGAGUUUCCCAGAUACAAGUAAACUUAAGAUACACAUGAGGUCUCACACUGGAGAGAAAUCGUUCACUUGUCAUCACUGUGGAAAGGUUUUUUUAGAAAAACGUUACCUUAAAGCACACGUGAUGAUUCACACUGAAGAGAAAGCACACGGGUGCCAUCACUGUAAAAAGAGUUUUAUAACUGCAUAUAAACUUAAGAUACACAUGAGGACUCACACUGGAGAGAAACCAUUCAUUUGUCAACACUGUGGUAAGAGUUAUACAAUGAAAUGUAACCUUAGUGCACAUGUGAGAGAGUUUCAUAAGAAAUCAUCAUCACCUUAAUGAACACCUAAGAAUUCACAAUGUCUGUACUUGUGUUCUUGUGGACUUGUGAAACCUCAUCGGUUGCGGCCCAAGUACUGUUCCAAUUCCAAGUUCACAUCAAGUCAAGUUCACAUAACAUCUCAGGAUAUGUUUUGAUUAGGGAUGCAGGGAUUUUUCAUGGGCGGUUUUUAUACCGAUUUUCUUAAAAGCAAAUUGGCCGAUUCCGAUUUCCGAUUUUUUAUUUCUUAUCAAGCAACAAACCAGAAAGAAUGAAGUAUACAUAAACAAUAUGUUUAUUUGGUAUUUAACAGGCUAAACUUGGUUUGCCUAUUGAAAACAAUAACUGUAACCAUCUAAAAUAGAAAACAGCAGUAACUGUGCAGUAGGAUACAUUUAAUACAAACAUAAGGGGUUAAAUGAGACCAUGACAUGGAUGGUUGAGUGAGGGUUGAAUGUUUUGCCUGUUUUGCAUUAUCAACAGACUUUUGAUACUUAUUGUGUUCUAUCAGGUGAUGAACUUAAAUGUCUGACCAAGUUUGUUGUGGUGAAUGCAGGGCUCUCAGGUUUUAUUUUAAAGUUUGGAGUGAGAUAACAUCUGUUAGGGGAGGAGCCCCUCUAUGGGGUUCCGGAUGUGUCAAAAUAAUGUGGUCUGCUUUAUACAAUACAUUUGUAUAUGUCCAUUGAAAUUGUCUGUAUAUGUCGUCUGUUUACGGACGUCGUCCUCCCUGUCGUCUGAAUAUGUCGUCUGAAUAUGUCGUCCUCCGUGUCGUCUGUAUAUGUCGUCUGAAUAUGUCGUUCUCCCUGUCGUCUGUAUAUGUCGUUCUCCCACCUGUCCAAUGCUCGUGUUAAUGUCGCCCUGUUCAGCUUUGCCUUUAAUGAAGUGUCUAUUCAAGAUAGCAUCCAUUAGCAAACACG